Stegastes partitus (bicolor damselfish) is the source of this 4850-nucleotide messenger RNA. It is a transcript of the gene cfap65, whose product is annotated as cilia and flagella associated protein 65. Gene Ontology annotation, biological process: sperm axoneme assembly. NCBI's taxonomy places the organism in Eukaryota, Metazoa, Chordata, Actinopteri, Pomacentridae. The annotation marks the transcript as partial. Gene Ontology annotation, cellular component: sperm flagellum; cytoplasm. The transcript has 27 exons. The record is from RefSeq and is a predicted model, not a curated record.
GUCCCAGUGUUUCCUUGUCCUCCUCUGUGGUGGACUUUGGAUGUGUUGAAGACGGAGCAUCAGCUGCACAGACAGUCAAGCUGGUUAAUUCUUCACCUGUUGAGGUUGUCUACCAAUGGGAUGUUGACUGUGGUGGAAACAGUGUGUUUAGUAUCCGUCCAGCAAGUGGCACUUUGCUCCCACACAGCCACGCCACGCUGAAGGCGCUCUACAGGCCCACACAGCCGAUUGCACAUCACAGGAGAGUGGCCUGUCUCAUACUGCACAGGGAGCCUGUGUUUCUGGACCUGAUUGGGACUUGUCACUCAGAGCACCAAAAACCUGCCAUACUUAAACCUGAACACUUGGUUCUGUACAAACUUCACUCACCAGACGCCCUCACAGCCAUGCAGCAAGACCAGAACGGACAUUUGGACCAGCAGGGGGUGCACUCCUCCACGUUAAACCAAAGGCCAGACAGUGCUGCUGUCAUGUCCACCAUGGAUCCUUCCUCUUUGCCUUCUUCUUCAUCAUCCCAGCAUGUCUCUGUGGUGCCAAGUGAGCUGCUGUUUAAUCACAAAACAACAUCCUGGUUGUCUACGUCGUGUGCUUCCUCUCAGUCCGUCUCCAUCACGAACAACACCAGAGGAAAACUGGGCCUAGUGUGGACCGUUUCCCGAGACUCUCCAUUCUCCGUCUCUCCCUCUCUGUGUGACCUGGCCCCACUGAAGUCCACCUCGUUCAGAGUGACGUAUGAGCCGAAGCAGCUCAACAGCCUGCAUGGAGCUGAACUGGAGUGCUUUGCAUACUCCAAGGACGGUCAUGAUGCAGGUGAGCCACCGGUGAGUCCACCCUGGUGUGUAACUGUCAGAGUCAUUGGCCACUCCUUUCAGCCCGGCAAAGAACACUUCCUCCCAUGCUGCACCCUGAAGCCCCCUCAAGUGGUUUUUCCAGCCCAGAGUGUUGUUUCCCAUCGGACUGUGCUAUUUCAGAAUGAUGGAGACUUGCCCCUCACUUUUUGUCUGGACCACAGCUCAAUCCCCGCUGGGACCGAAUUCUUGUUUGUAGAGCCGAGCUGCGGUUUGAUCCAGCCGAGGGAUUACCAAAUCCUCACCCUCAGAACAGCUCCGUCAGAAGAGAGUCCCAAACAGGGCUUUAACUUACGCCUGCAGCUCAAUGCGGCUAAGCUCACGAGGGAAAUUACUGUUGUGAGUGUGGUGGAAAAGCCAUGCAUGUCUCUGGAAGGAGGCAGCAGUUUGUAUUUCCAGCCAACAGCUGUGGGCUCACAAACCCGGCGCACUCAUCACAUCAGGAACCUGAGCCGCGUGCCUAUACGGUUCCAGUGGAGCAUUCCAGAGCCAGACCAGGAGCUUAUCUGUGUUGAACCAGAUGGUGGUGAACUGCAUCCCAAUGAGAGCUCAGUUCAGACGUGGUGCUUCAGUCCACCAGCAGAGGAAACAUACACACUCAGCCCGACUCUGGUCUUCUGGCCGAUUCAGACCGACGGAUCUGAUGAGUCACACCUGACCCUGAAAGUAGUGGGAAUGGGCUCCCAGGGAUCCAUAGAGGCAGAGGAAGCAGUCCUGGAUGUUGGGGAGAUUCUGGUCGGCAGCUAUCGCUCCUUUGAGGUUCCUCUGGUGAACAACAGCCCCUGUCCUGUCUCCUUCUGUCUCACUGUACAGCAGAUGCUUCUGGAUGAUGGACUGGCUCACGACCCCCAAACUGUGCACAGUGCCCUACAGCUGGACUCUGAGAGGGGGACCAUCCCCUCACACUCCACAGUGCAGCUCCGAUCCAUUGUCAGACCCCACAGUCAAGCCCAGUAUCUCUGGAACAUUAGCUAUCAGACAGUAGAUGCCAGAGGGUUUGUGUCGUCCUCUCCUCAGACGCUGUGCCAAGUGCGAGCUCAGGGUGUGUUUCCCACCCUUCAGGUGAUGGAUGCAUGUGGUGGUGGCAGCGUGGCGAGGCUCAGCAAGAUGCAUCUGUGGAAGCUCUUCUCAUUGGACAGUCUCAAUGAGCAUUUGUUGUCCAGCCCCUCUCCUGCAGAGCUCAUGUUUAGAACCCCCACCAGGCACAGUUUCCGCAGCAGUCCUUCCAUCUUCACCAAAGCCAUGCUGGAUUUCAACUUUAGCUCUGCGACUAUGAAUUCAAACCCCUCACGUUUUGUGUUGAUGUUCUACAACCCUGGAUCGAUUCCCGUGAACUGGGCGUUCUUGUUUCCAGAGGACCAGCAGAUAGAGCUGGAGCACUGGGCCGUGAGCGGAGAGUUCAGCAGCACUGAGCUGCACCAAAUGAAAGUGCAGGACAACCAGCUGUUCAGCAUUUCCCCUCGCUCUGGCACUUUGCUCCCUGGCCACAGGAGGGCAGUACACUUCAGCUACAGUCAUGACUUUUCUGGGACUCAUCGAUUACCGGUCGUGUUCAAACUCUCUCAUGGCAGAGAGAUCUUGCUGAACUUCCACGGGGUGACAGUGGACAGAGAUGCACCAUUUCUCCACUUUGCCUCCAAUACAUGUGUCUUUACCUCUGUCCCUACGGGGGACUGCAGUCCUCCGAGGCAGCAGGUGUGUGAGUUACAUAACGGUGGUGCUGUCCCGGUCCGUUAUGAAGUGGACACAGCUGCGUUGUCACAGCUUCAGGUGGACAACUUCAACCAUCCGCUGCUCUGUUGCCUCAAUCCAGAGGGACGAGUCCUUCCUGGGAAGACAACCAAGCUGGAAUGGAUCUUCUCUCCACUGGAGGCUAAGAUGUACCAAAUGGAUGUUCCUAUCCACAUCCAGGGUAGGGACGUGACACUGGUGAGAUUCGAGGGAUGUGGGCUUGACUCGAGGUCAAACCCACUGACCAGCAGUGACAGUAAGGCUUGUGCACCGUGUGUCCAGAGGGUGCCCUUCCCAGGACAGGUACUGUUCCUGUCUGAAGACACUGUCUCUCUUGGCCACAUUCCUGUGUGCUCACAAUCUUCAAGAACUGUCUUCCUCACCAAUGUGUCCUACACAGACUCUGUCCACUACAUGUGGGAGCUUCCCCAGCAGGGAGACCAACAGGUACAGGACAGUGUGCAGGUGGUGCAGAUCCAUCCAGAGCGAGGCGGUCUCCGUCCAGGGGAGUGUGUCCUCUGUGCUCUGACCUUCACUUCUUCAGACUACCCCACCGUUUAUCAGCUCGACCUGGUCUGUCAGGUCAGUCAGGAAGCUGAGCUUGUUGGGUAUCGUGAUGCUCUGCAGCGCUGGGAAGAAGAGAGACAGCGAGAUGAAUUCACAACCACAGACCAGAAUGUUACGGAGAGCCGAAGAAUGUUGAUCGACCAGGAACCUCCUGCAGCUCCUGCAAGCAAAGGGCCUCCGCUUAGAAAAUACAAGACUCUUCCUCCUAUCUGUGCCAGCAGUACUUAUGAAACCGUGGCCAGUAUAUGCACCAAACGAACAAGAGCUGAACGGAGGCUGCAGCGAGAAACACCAACAGUAUGGAGGCGCCCUGAUCCACCACAGCCCACUCUGCUCCACCUGGCAGUUACAGCGCACUCCCAUGGGCGUCUGGAGUACUGCACUCACCUGCCUGACCAGUUUAAUCAGCGUUACAGAUUCCUCCAGUCAGAGAAGAACCAGCAACCUGAAAAGAUCUCCGUCCCUGCUGGACCGUCUACGCUGACACACGGUCCUGACAAAGACAUCCUGGUGCUCACACUGACCUCCUUACUAAGGAACAUACUUGAUGAUUCAGCCUUUGUUCGGUCUCUGAUUCCUUUGGCCUCCAAGCCCCACACCUACCAGCCUACAGAAACCACUUCCUCUCAUUGCGCAUCCUUUCCAUCCUCCCCCCGUCCUCCUGUGUGUUCUACCUCGUCUUCUCCUCGUGCUUCACCCCAACCUCCAGUUCUGCUGAGUGGAGACAGACAGAGGACUGCAGGAGGCUCAGGAGCUGAAGCACAGCGCUCACCGCAGGCUGAACGCGUACCUGCUGACAUGACUGAAGAUGUUUUAUUGAGCACCCUCCAGAACCUGAUGAUGGAAGCUGUCAGAGGAGAGCUGGUCCUCACAGCACACCCCCACACCGUUAUCUCGCCACCUGCGUCGCCCAGAAGCAGAAGGACGUCUGAAGCCGUGGCUGAGGAACACAGCGUUUGAAGAAGAGGAAAGGCACCAGCAGAGACUUCAGUCAGCUCCUCCACCUGCCGUCCCAGAGGUCUGUCGUGUCCACGGCUUUUACUAAAAUCCACCUCAUUAUUUUGCCCAACUUGACUCCAGAUCCCACACAGUGUCACACACCUUUUAUUCUCAUCAGUCCCACCAGUUUUAUCUGUGCUUUUUCUAGUCUUUCCAGCCUCCACUCUCACAGACAUCUCCAUAAAAAUGUGAAUAAAGGGGAGAGAUGAUGACUUACUAGAGCUGGGGUAGGAAAUGUUUUCACCACCGACUGCUUUAAAUGAGUUCACAAACAACAAAGAGCUUCAUGUCGUGGCACUGAAUGCUUCUCUUUCUGCUUUCUUUUGAUAUGCUGACAUGAAGAAAUGUACUGUGCGUGCCGAAUGACAAUGAAAACAUGGACUCUUAAGCAGAUUUACCCUCGAUUCAUUCAGCUCUGGGUCCUCGGUCCAUCUGUUCAGCGUGUGUCUGAUCCCAUCAAUAGAAACGUGGUUAACUGUGCAGAAGGAGAAGAUCUUAUAAGCUGAUAACUGCAAAAUGUAAACCAAUUGAGUAUAUUUUUUUUACACAAACAGACACGUUUGUUUUUGGUUCUAGACAUUGCACACGUUCUCUGAUCCGCUCCAAGUGUUUUCUGUUCUGAAGAACCGACCACCAGUCCAUCAGAUACUGUAAGGCGCUUUAUGGUUUACAUUUUUAAAUCAAAUAAAAGCAUAUUGCACAUCA